Messenger RNA from Ophidiomyces ophidiicola, 387 nucleotides. RefSeq lists its product as uncharacterized. The transcript is spliced from 2 exons. Lineage: Eukaryota; Fungi; Ascomycota; Eurotiomycetes; Onygenales; Onygenaceae. Bases 1 to 387 code for a protein of 128 amino acids. The record is from RefSeq and is a predicted model, not a curated record.
AUGGGGAGUCUCUGUUCCAAGUCUUCCAACUCCGAUGACCACUUCGCGCAGCCAGGCCGCCCACUCGGGAACUCCGGCGCCCAACCCACUGCCGCCCGUAUCCCCGUUCCCAAGAACACGACGACUCCGGCGUCGCAAGGCGGAAGAGUUUUGGGUAACAACAGCGAUCAGCCGGGCGGUAGUAAUGUGGAGGCGCGCAGUGCUGCUGCGCGUGCAGCAGAGGAACGAGCUGCAAAGCAAAACGCGGCCUCGACUAAAGGCAAAUUGGGUUCGCAGCUUGCUGCGCAGAAGGCAAAGACGCAGGGAAAGACGCUGAACGAUAUCAGCCAGGCGGAGCGCGCCAGCAGGGCUACCGAUGCUGCCGAGACGUCCAGGAGAUGGGAAUAA